CGAACGAUUUUAUGGUCUCUCCGCUCAUCAUUCCUCGGCAAGCACCGCGUCGCCUUCCGACGGGAGUUGAAAGCACAGUUGAAUGUGCUUUCGACAAACGUCGGCAGAUGACUGAGCACUUGCAAAAGAGAAUCAGAGUGAUCUAUCCUACACGUACUUAACACGUACACACACAGCAUCCCUGCCACUAUCAACCUAUCACACCUCACCACCCCUCCCCGGCCUCUGCCUCCCCUCAGCCACAUCUGCUAUGAACACACACACUCUUCUCAGCGCCUCCCUCGCCUCGGGGACAACAGAUGCCCACAUCUCCAUAGAGUGCCAGCCCCUCCGGUUCUCAUGAAGCGUUGAAACAGCCGGGCCGCUCGCCGAGUAGGACAGUCUGCGGUGCAGCUGCCGCUGCCGUCUUCGCCAGAUAUCCAGGAACGAAUGGGCGUCGCUCCUCGACCAGUCGUCCUCACCCACAGACACAUACAGGGGGGUGGAAUACGUGUUGGGUGGCAGUGCUGUGGCCCGCCAGAGGGUGGGGCUUGCGUCGACAACACUCAUGCCAGACGAGGGGAGCAGCCAGGAGUCGGUGGCGUUGCCCUUCAGCACCCUCUCCACAUCCACGUAUGCACCGUCCCGCAGUGAGUGGCCGUGGCACGUGCAGUCCAUGCACUCGUGAUAGGAAUCACCUGGGUCAGAUCACAAAUGCACAUAAGAGUAUAAUGUGAUGUGUGUGUGUGUGUGUGUGAUUGUCUUGCCUGAACAUGAGAGGUCCAGCCACGGGGAAACGAGCGCGAUGCCGCUGGGAUGACAUCCGUCGCCGUGACGAAGUAACUGCAACGCGAGGUUGCCACCUGAGCCAUUGCCGACGAGAAUGAUGGCCUUGCCGUCGCCGCCCACGAGGUCGAUUAGUUCUCUGUGUGCCUCGACCACGGCAUCAACCAUCUCCUGGAAAGUGGCAUUGUAUGCCAGCGGGUAAGAAGGCGAGAACACUGACAGCCGCUGGAUGCCACACCUACCACACACCCGAACGCACAUAUGAGUGCGAAUGGCUACUUUGUCAUUGUCCCUCACCAUCUUCGUUUCCGUCGUCUCCUCAGCUCCCUGUGCGUCCCUCUCGCCAACUCCAAGACAAAGCUCUCCUCCCUCCGACUGUGCCGGACAUCGCCACUCAGGAACUCACCGCCAUGCAGAUACAGCAGCACCAUCGCAUCAUCCCCACACUCGCCCGCAGGGCUCUCCCCCUCCCCCUGUGUGUCAUUGGCGCCGUUGCUGCUCUCCAGUGCGCCAAUGGCCGCCUUGCCCUGUCUCCUCCGUUUUCUCCUACGCCCAUAUCGUCUUGGCAAGGGCAGUGACAUCGGCAGGUCGUCGACAGAGAAGAACCACCAGUCGCCAGGUGACUUCAUGGCUGUGUCUGCGGCAUCGAUGCGCCGAAUGCCGCCGUAGCAGGGCCGCGGAUGCAGGCAGAAGUCGCUCAGCUUGUCGUUGCUCUCGGCCUCCUGCACCGCUGCGCUGAUGUCUAUCGCAGAUGAGUUUUCGCAUCGCUCCAGGAAGUCGUCCCUAACGACAAAUAGACGUCUUCGCGCCAGCCUGAGCUGUCGGGAGAGCAGUUUCCCAUCCUCUUUGCGCGUGAGAUCCGCAUCCAGGUAGUCCGCUCCCUUGUCGCCGACCAACAAACUGCACACAACACAUAGAAGGACUCAGCAAAGCGAUGAGUGAAUGGAUGAAUAUAUGCCUCCGAUGGGUGCAGCUAUGUGUCCAUGCCUGAUGUAGAAGAGGAAGGAUGCCAGCUUCCUGAGAGUGAGGUCUGCCUUCUUCUUUGCCACUUUUGUCCACAUCAGCAUGAGUAAAGCAGCCAAGGACGGUGCGCCGAGCUUCUGUGCAACAACAGAAACCUGCAUUUCUCAAAGAUCUUUC
This is a messenger RNA of Vitrella brassicaformis, 1905 nucleotides long. The record is from the annotation of a GenBank genome assembly. NCBI's taxonomy places the organism in Eukaryota, Vitrellaceae.